GAGCCGGUAGGGGGCGUGGCGACACGUCACACGUAGUGACGUCAGUUUAACCGAAAGUGAAAGAGUUUCUCUCUCAGACUCGACUCCAUUUUGUCGCUGUUGGAAAAGCAGAAAAACUUCAACAGCAGGCGGAAACGGUGAUAUUAAUGUUACACAACAUGGACUGCUGAAUAAAAGAGUGUAAGUAAUUCCAGCAGAAGCGAUCAGCAUCUUCAGGACUCAGCUGUGUGUCCACGAGCUGUCUGUGUAUACACUAAUAUUCAAACAUGGAGACCCCUGACCUGGACACAGAUAAUGUGACCCCACCCUCAAAAAACCAUAAACUACAGAGAAAGAGAUCAGACUCACCAGAUCCCAGCUGUGUCUCCAUGAAGAGUGAUGGGUCUAUGGAUUUUCCUCUGAACUUUAGAAAUAGAGACUCCUCAUCUCUACACAGUAAACUACAGAGAAAGAGAUCGGACUCACCAGAUCCCAGCUGUGUCUCCAUGAAGAGUGAUGGGUCUAUGGAUUUUCCUCUGAACUUUAGAACUAGAGACUCCUCAUCUGCACACAGUGUUCUACAGAAGUCAGGAGACAGAAGAGAAAAGAACAUCACAGCUACAGGACACGACCCAGAACCUGCUGCUGUAAAUGACUUCCAGAAAAAGUUCAAAUUAAAUCUGAUGAAGAAAUUUCAGUGUUUAAAUGGAGUGAUGAUAAACCCGGAAAACCGAACACUCCUGAAUGAGAUCUACACAGAGCUCUACAUCACAGAGGGAAACAGUGGAGACAUCAAUAAAGGACAUGAGGUGAGACAGAUCGAGGCAGCAUCCAGGAGAACAACAACAGAGGAAACACCAAUCAAAUGCAAUGACAUCUUUAAGCCGUUAUCUGAUCAAGACAAACCCAUCAGAACUGUGCUGACAAAGGGAGUCGCUGGCAUCGGAAAAACAGUGUCUGUGCAGAAGUUCAUUCUGGACUGGGCUGAAGGGAAAGCAAAUCAGGAUGUCCACCUCAUUUUUCCACUUCCUUUCAGAGAGCUGAAUUUGAUGAAGGACCAGAAACUGAGUCUGAUGGAUCUCCUUCAUGUCUGUUUUAAGGAGACAAAAGAAACAGAAAUGUCCAGUUUGGAAAAGGUUCUGUUCAUUUUUGAUGGAUUGGACGAGUAUAGUUUUCCUCUGGAUUUCCAGAACACAGAGAGAGUGUGUGAUGUAACUGAAUCAGCAUCAGUGCAUGUGCUGCUGAUAAACCUGAUCAAAGGGAAUCUGCUUCCCUCUGCUCUCAUCUGGAUCACCUCCCGACCAGCAGCAGCUGAUCAAAUCCCCUCUGAGUGUGUCCAUCGAGUCACAGAGGUACGAGGGUUCAAUGACCCACAAAAGGAGGAUUACUUCAGGAAGAGGAUCAGUGAUCAGAGCCUGGCCAAUAACAUCAUCACACACCUGAAGUCAUUAAGAAGCCUCUACAUCAUGUGCCACAUCCCAGUCUUCUGCUGGAUUUCAGCCACUGUUCUAGAGAGAAUGUUGGAUGAAGUAGAGAAUGGAGAGAUCCCCAAGACUCUGACUCAAAUGUACACACAUUUCCUCAUCAUUGAGACAAACAUCAUAAGAGAAAAGUACUCAAAGAAGCAGGAGAGUGGUGAAGAAAUGCUUCUCAAACUGGGACAAAUGGCUUUUCAGCAGCUGAAGAAAGGCAACCUGAUCUUCUAUGAGGAAGACCUGAGAGGGUGUGGCAUUGAUGUGAGAGAAGCAGCAGUGUACUCAGGUGUGUGUACGCAGAUCUUCAGAGAAGAGUUUGGACUUCACCAGAGUAAAGUGUACUGCUUUGUUCAUCUGAGCAUUCAGGAGCAUCUCGCAGCUCUGUAUGUGCACCUGACAUUCAUGAUGGAAAAGAGAAAUGUUCUUAAACAGAGUGGGUUUUCUGAACCAGAGAUUUUAUCUGAGGAAGAGGAUGGAUCUGAGAUGUCCUCUGACCAGUUGACUGAAGAAAUUACAAUCUCAGCUGUCCACAAGAGUGCUGUACAUCAGGCCAUAAAGAGUCAGACUGGACAUCUGGAUCUUUUCCUCCGCUUUCUUCUGGGUCUCUCACUGGAGUCCAAUCAGAAACUCUUACAUACCUUAGUAUCACAUACAGGAAGUAGCUCCCAGAUAGGACAGUGGAGCACAGUACGGUACAUUAAGAUGAAGAUCAAUGAAGAUCUUCCUACAGAAAAAUCCAUCAAUCUGUUCCACUGUCUGAAUGAACUGGGGGACAAUUCUCUAGUGGAGGAAAUCCAACGCUACCUGAAAUCUGGAAAACAAAGUGAACUCUCUUCUUCACAGUGGUCUGCUCUGGUGUUUGUCUUACUGACAUCAGCAGAGGAACUGGAGGAAUUUGACCUGAGUAAAUACAUCUCUACAGAUAAAAUAAGAGAUGGGAUUCUUGUGAAGGUGAUGCCUGUGAUUGCAGCAUCCAGAAAAGCAAUCAUCAGGUGUGAUACAAUUCAACAAAGUGGUUGGUCAGCUCUGGCCUCAGUGCUCAGCUCAGAAACCUCCAAUCUGAGAGAACUGCAUCUGACUGUGGAUACACUGGAUCUGACUGAAAGUUAUCUAGGAGACUCAGGAGUGAAGCGUCUCUCUGCUGUACUGGAGAAUCCUCAGUGUAAAGUAAAAAAUCUGAAGUUGUGGUGUUGUGGUGUCUCAGGUGAAGGCUGUGCUGCUCUGGCUUCAGCUCUGAGAUCAAACCUCUCACACCUGAGAGAACUGGAUCUGUCUAGGAAUAAUCUAGGAAACUCAGGAGUGAAGUGUCUCUCUGCUGUACUGGAGAAUCCUCUCUGUAAACUGGAGAUACUGAAGUUGCAGUGUUGUGAUAUCUCAGGUGAAGGCUGUGCUGCUCUGGCUUCAGCUCUGAGAUCAAACCCCUCACACCUGAGAGAACUGGAGCUGUCUGGGAAUAAUCUAGGAGACUCAGGAGGGAAGAGUCUCUCUGCUGUACUGGAGAAUCCUCUCUGUAAACUGGAGAUACUGAAGUUGCAGUGUUGUGGUGUCUCAGAUGAAGGCUGUGCUGCUCUGGCUUCAGCUCUGAGAUCAAACCCCUCACACCUGAGAGAACUAGAUCUGUCUGAUAAUAAACUAGGAGACUCAGGAGUGAAGUGUCUCUCUGCUGGACUGGAGAAUCCUCACUGUAAACUGGAGAUACUGAAGAUGUCCAAUUGUGAUAUCUCAGGUGAAGGCUGUGCUGCUCUGGCUUCAGCUCUGAGAUCAAACCCCUCACACUUGAGAGAACUGGAUCUGUCUGAUAAUAAACUAGGAGAUUCAGGAGUGAAGUGUCUCUCUGCUGGACUGGAGAAUCCUCACUGUAAACUGGAGAUACUGGGGUUGUGUGAUUGUGAUAUCUCAGAUGAAGGCUGUACUGCUCUGGCUUCAGAUCUGAGAUCAAACCCCUCACACCUGAGAGAACUGGAUCUGUCUUAUAAUAAACUAGGAGACUCAGGAGUGAAGUGUCUCUCUGCUGUACUGGAGAAUCCUCACUGUAAACUGGAGAUACUGAAGUUGUGUGAUUGUGAUAUCUCAGAUGAAGGCUGUACUGCUCUGGCUUCAGCUCUGAGAUCAAACCCCUCACACCUGAGAGAACUGGAGCUGUCUGAGAAUAAUCUAGGAGACUCAGCAGUGAAGUGUCUCUCUGCUGGACUGGAGAAUCCUCACUGUAAACUGGAGAUACUGAGGUUGCAGUAUUGUGAUAUCUCAGAUGAAGGCUGUGCUGCUCUGGCUUCAGCUCUGAGAUCAAACCCCUCACACCUGAGAGAACUGAAUCUGUCUGUGAAUGAAAUAAGUUCCUCAGGAGUAAAGUGUCUCUCUGCUCUGAAGAAUGAUGAACAUUACAAACUACAGACACUGAUAUUUUAAUAGACUACACACAUCUCUGCACUGAGUAGAACGACCUGUGAUCCCUGGACAAAAUUUCCUCAAUCCCAAUGAAAACCUGAGGGAUUAUUUGGAUCAAUAGGUGAAAAACCACACGGACUCCACCUGGACCCAGUCAGUGGAAGACGGAUCUGAAAUGGACAGGAACAGUUUCAUGGCAUUGGUGGGAUUCUCACCUGACAGGAUUAGCAUCUGAGGAGUUUAUGUGAAGAAGCCCCUGGGAGACUCACUACAAGUUACAUUUAUCACUCUGUCCUUUAGUUGGUAUUUAAUAUAGUGUAGAUUUUUUGGUUCCAGGAUCAGAUCUAAUCUGUUCUUUAUUUUCUCUGAUAUCUGAUCCCCAUUUCUGUGCUAGUAUCAGCUGAUCAUACCCGGUAUGGGAUCAGUGCCUUCUCUAUUACUUAAGUAUACACUACUUGCAAUACUUUGCGUAAUUGUGUCAGUCAAAUACAGUACAUUUUGAAGAAGUGAAUAUGUUGUAUCUUUGUAUUAGACUACAACUUGAGAAGAAUACAGUAGACACUCAGAGGUAAAGUUAACUCGUGUAUUAACCAGAGCAAGAGAGAGAAACAUAUCAAUGCGCAUGGCUAAUUACCAAUCAGAAAUCAAUGCUAAAGGGAGUGAUUCCACUUAAAGAAAUAGAUCCACUCUAAACACUACAGUCUUUAGUUCUGCUGGAACAACCCCAGAUGGUAAAUGAUGGAAAGUGGGGAACGGACACAGAGUUUAUGUUGAACUUCAACUUAUAAACCACAAUAAUGCCUCCACCUCUGCCAGAUAACCUCGGGAGAGCUAAUACUCCAAAUCCCUCUGGAGUGAUCUGGUUAAACAGAAUCAUUUUCUUUAUGCCAGGUUUCAGUUACGAACAACAAGUCCAGCUUUUUAUCUGUAAGAAAAUCCGAUAAAAGCAGCGCCUUGUUAUUCACGGACUGCGCAUUGAAUAAAAUUUUUACGUAGCCACAUACAAAGAAAUGCUGUGAAGCAAAGAUGCCUUCAAAAAUAAUAAAAUUACAUGUUUCUACAUUAAAAAAAAAAACUAUAAAGAGCAGUAAAUAGUAAUAAAUUAAACAAAGUCAGUAUUUGGUGUGACGACCCUUUGCCUUGGGGGAAAAAAAAAGUAUUCUCAGGAACACUUGUUUAGUUUUAUAAUGAAAUUUGCUGAUAAGUUUUACUGAGCAUCUUGGAGAAUCCGCUGCAGUUCCUCUGACUGUCGCACUCAUGCCUUUUUUUUUUCUUUUUCUCUAAUGUAGAAUUCAUAAAAUCUAUAACAAAAUACAGUUUAUACAUAUAUGCAUAUAUACACUGUACAGCGCUGUGCAAAGGUCAUCAAUAAUUAUUUAGCGGUGAAAAUGAUUAUAAAUGUACAGUACAUUAAGUCCAUUUUCAGUCAAACAGCCACACAUGCAGGUCAAUAUUAAACAUAAAAUAUUUAUGAUUUCAUACUCUCUUAACUGUUCAGUAGUCUGUGGUUUAUAAUCAGUAACAAUAAUGAUGGAAAAUUAUAUUCGACAGAAAGUCACACAGGUCUUCAACAUUAAGAACAGGAUGAAUUUAUUCCAACAGGAAGAUCUUGUUUUAAUGCCCCAUACUGACACAUGAUGAUGAUGAUGAUGAUGAAGAAUGAUUUGCUGUGAUGUAAUUAACAGUGUAUAUAACACCCCCUGUUAUAACACUGGUGUUACAAAACUUCUGAACAAGUCUGAUUUAAUUUUUAAAUCAGUCAAAAAGAUGUCAACAAGAUGUCAUGUGUGUGUGUCUGUGUCUUUUAAAAGUUGGGUAUUCUGGGUAUAAACAGAUUCAGAAAACACAUGAAUACUUAAUGUCAUAUAUAAUAUGCAAAUACAUAUUAAAUGUAAAUAAAAAUAAAUAUGAUAAGAAUGCA
Messenger RNA from Ictalurus furcatus (blue catfish), 5760 nucleotides. RefSeq names its product NACHT, LRR and PYD domains-containing protein 12. The record is from RefSeq and is a predicted model, not a curated record. Gene Ontology annotation, molecular function: protein binding. NCBI's taxonomy places the organism in Eukaryota, Metazoa, Chordata, Actinopteri, Siluriformes, Ictaluridae. The transcript is spliced from 15 exons. Bases 267 to 3860 code for a protein of 1197 amino acids.